AUGUCGGAGAAAACGGCAGUAUUUGUGUAUCCAGUCGCCGCACAAGCAAGAGAGCAACAACUUAAAUCGCAAGAAGCUGCCAUGAUGUCACUAGAAGGACUAAAAACAUUCAGUUGCCUGGAAGAGUUGAUCUUGGACAACAAUCUCCUCGGAAAUGACCUUCGGUUACCCAGGUUACCUCACCUCCAUACCUUAACACUCAACAAGAACCAAAUAACAGAUUUAGAAAGCCUGCUGGAUCACUUGGCUGAUGUGGUGCCCUCCUUGGAAUACCUCAGUUUACUAGGAAACAUGGCUUGCCCAAAUGAACUGGUCAGCAAGGACAAGGAUGAGGAUGACUACCAGAGGUACAGGUAUUUUGUUCUGCACAAAUUAACCACCCUGAAAUUUCUUGAUACUCGGAAAGUAACCAAAUGGGAGCGUGAGGAAGCCUUGUUACGAGGUGCCUUCAUGAAAGUGGUAAAGCCCAUGGAUGCUAAGGAGUCUACUAAGCGGCUUCCGCUUUGUGAGGUCGAAUCGCAGCUGGAGCCCGCUACAGAGGGGAGAUACACACGUUCUUUCUUUUUUGUCGCUUUCUUAAAUCUAAAACAAACCAUUCAAACUGAAAGUAUAAGGCUGGGUUUUUUUGUAUGUAGCAAACAUAAUAAGAAACAGAAAUGCUACCUAAAUCAGAAUCAGGGAUUGGGUAGGAAGAAUGUUUCGGCAAGAGUCUGCACCACAGCACGUGGAUUUGGCAUUGGCAACAGGGUCCCUAGGAAUGAGGAACAGGUUGGAAUGCAUUCAGUUGGAAGUGGGGUGGCUGAAGGAAAAGGAAAGGAGGAUGACCAGCUGUUUGGGCUGGAGAGGAAGGAAGGAGUAGGCCCAGAGCUGGAAGGCAAAAGAUCCCAAGAUCAACUUCACUGA
This is a messenger RNA of Chelonoidis abingdonii (Abingdon island giant tortoise), 903 nucleotides long. Lineage: Eukaryota; Metazoa; Chordata; Testudines; Testudinidae. The record is from RefSeq and is a predicted model, not a curated record.